UGCAAGUCAGUACGCUUUUCGUCUGAAAUAUUUUAAGGUUCUGUAAGCUCUUCAAUAAGAAGUUAUUUCCCUUUUGAGUUUGAGGUUUAAGUGAAACACAGUUUACAUUUAUUUAUUUGCGAGUUAACCAAGUUGCGUGUCUUUACCUACUAUCAGAGGGCGAACUGAGCAAUUACCACUCACAAAAGUUCCCAAAACAUCGGAUAAAAUUGCGCUUUUGUUUUGAAAAUAGAUUCCCUUGUUGUGACACAAUGGAUCUACUUCAAGCUCCCCGCCCCUUGGUGCAUCUCACUGAAUACUGGUUUAACGAGCGGAGUGCAGGUUACUGACCACCAGCUCAAUGGAAAGGAAAUCUUCAAGUGGAUUCUGGCUAGUGCUCACCACAGUUGUGAUAGUUUCUUUAGGCUUCCUCGCAGAAGACGUAGCAUCUCAACGAAGAGGUCGCACAAACUGCUCAGUAUCCACUCCGCCCAACACCAAGCAGCCUGGUAGUACCUGCUUCGGGAAAGCCACAUUCGCCCGGUGCAGUUGCAUAUAUACUGAAUUAGAGAUGAGCCUCUGUGCAGUAUGGAAACUAUCAAACAAGACCUCCAUAAGGGUAUUCAACCACUUCAUGAGAGAACAGACUAGUCGCCCUAAAGCGGCGCCCGUGACGGGAAGUUGCACAGGUUACACAAACAUUAUAAAUAACUUGUACGGAAGCGAUAACAGUGGUCUUAACUACCUCACGGACCAAGAGGCAAAGUUUUACGGCAUCGACAUGAGUUUCUGUGAAGAUAUGUCUCAGAACAACCACCAUGGUUGCAAUUACACUCUUGUACCGGUCACCAACUUCCACAACAACUCCGCCGAAAUGAUUUUUUUUUACGUGGGUUCCUUCUCAAACGUCUCCCACCACAUGAUAAUCGGUAAACACUACCAGAUGAGCGCGGAGAAGUGCCAAGGGCUUGGAAACGCGUCUGAGGAACAGCAAAUGGCUAUUACAAUGACCAGCACACAGAAAACGUGCAAUGGAAACCCGCCACGCAGUUCUGGUAUCAUAUUAUUUGCCUCGCCCAUACUGGAACAGAUGGUUUUCUUCUUCUGCGUGAUCAUCUAUCUCAAUUCUUUUCCAUAACGGAGUCCUUGACCUAUUAUAACACUUCAAUUUCACGAUAUUGAAACCUAAUCAUUCGCGUAUUUUUGGUGAAUGUAAUUGAAUACAGGAUAUAAGCUCACGCCGGAGACAUUUAUACUGAUGUUCCAAUCAGGAUGUUUUGUGCGUAAACAUAGGAGUUUCCUUAUGCCAACGAAUAGUCAUGGUCAAAGAUUCGACUCCUAUUGAAAGCAAUCGUAGUUUACUUGUAGCAGGAAUUCAAUAACUUUUUAGCUUCGUUAUCAGAAGAGUAAGAAGAAUGGACGAAAUGCAUGCCGUCACAAGAAGAAAAAUUAACCCUUUAAUUCCCAUGAGCGAUCAAGAUAGAAUUUCUCCUUACACUAUCAAUACAA
Molecule: messenger RNA, 1488 nt
Organism: Pocillopora damicornis (cauliflower coral)
Lineage: Eukaryota; Metazoa; Cnidaria; Anthozoa; Scleractinia; Pocilloporidae
Source: RefSeq, a predicted model, not a curated record